AUGUUGAGAGCUCGCGCGUGGAAGGAUCGCAGCAAUCCGUUUGUGUGCACGCUUUGUCGACAGAAGCUGGCUGUUAAUGCCGGAUCGCAGCAUGCACGAUUGCUGUCCACCUCCUCUACCUCAUCGAGGCCUUUGAGUGCGCUGCGAGAGCUUGCCACCGACCGCAGCGCCGUCUUCUCUUGCCAGGCCCGAUCGCUGUCUCGGACGGCAUGUCUCAACAACUCUGCAAACAAUGAGGGGCCUCCCAAGACGGGAGGAUUCCCAGGCGCAUUCUCUAAUACUAGAGCGGGUGGUUGGGGCACAUUUGCAAAAGCAGACACGGCAUCUGGGGCUACGACUGCGGCAGAUGGACUGCUGCCGCACGAGCGACUGGCCCGGCGGCAAUCAGCGGCGACGGAGAGUGUGCAGACAGACAAAAAGAACGAGCCUAAAAGCAACGAGCCUAAAAAGAGUACGGGAAACCAACGCAGGAAUACUCCACAAGCGACCAAGUCAAGAUCAGUCCUGGCCGACGUCUUCAAAACCAACCGAGAGCCGCGCGCUCCGCCAACCCCAGAGUCCUGGUCUUCUCCGCACAACCGCAAGGCCGACGUACCCCCACACACGCAUGGAGUAGACCCUCGUGGAAAUCAAUCUGGUGUGUGGAACGAAAUCACCAAAUCUCGGAAGCUCAAGACAAAGCCGUCCGCAGCUCAGGAACCGGUUACUCAAGAUUUCUGGGGAGAAUUGGAAACUAGAGCUACGGGAUUUAGGGAAAAGGUUAAAAGCAAGAAUGAAAACCAACCUGUGGAUAGGAAGAAGAAAACACAAGAUACUCAAGACAAGCGAGACUCCCUAGGGGAGACAUUUACAUCUACACCCAAAACUGAAGACGACACUCAACUCCAGAAACAAAGAAGAAAAUCCAGAUUUGAAGUGGAGGAGCAGCAAGAGCCUGAGAAGCCUCGAUCUAAAAAGGGAAAGAAGUCACAAAGAGUGUCGCAAGCCUACGAAGACGAAGACUGGGAUGACGAAGCCGUGCACCGCUGGGAGCAGAAGCAGCGUCGCAAAGCAGAAAAGGAGGCAAAGAAGCAGAAAGUCGUAGAGGAAGAGCCACAGGCCGUCCCGAUAUUCCUCCCAGAGUAUAUCAGCGCAUCAAACUUGUCCAGAGCUCUGAAGCAAAAUGUCACCCCUUUUCUGCAGGACAUGGAGGAAAUGGGCUUCGAAAAUAUCACUAGCGACACAAUCUUCACUGGUGAAACUGCGGCUCUCAUUGCCAUGGAAUACGGCUUCGAGCCUACUGUUGAUACCGGAUCCCUUCGAGAUCUCCGAACUCGUCCUCCGCCGACAGAUGUCUCAGUCUUGCCGUCUCGUCCUCCCGUGGUCACGAUAAUGGGCCACGUCGACCACGGCAAAACUACUCUGCUGGACUGGCUUCGGAAGUCCUCUGUCGCCGCACAAGAGCACGGCGGCAUUACUCAGCACAUUGGUGCGUUUGUUGUGAAAAUGUCGUCUGGCAAGUCCAUCACAUUCCUCGACACUCCCGGCCAUGCUGCUUUCUUGUCGAUGCGCCAGCGCGGAGCAAAUGUGACAGACAUCGUGGUGCUCGUUGUUGCUGCCGAUGACAGUGUCAUGCCCCAGACUCUCGAAGCUUUGAAGCAUGCUACGAGUGCUAAGGUGCCCAUCAUCGUCGCUAUUACAAAGGUUGACAAGGAAGAUGCUCGGAUUGACCAAGUAAAAGCGGAUCUUUCUCGCCAUGGAGUCGAAAUCGAAGACUACGGCGGCGAUGUGCAAGUUGUCUGCGUCAGCGGGAAAACAGGUCUGGGAAUGGAAGAUCUGGAGGAGAAUAUCGUCACACUCUCCGAAAUCCUGGAUGUUCGAGCAGAAGAUGAUGGCAUGGCUGAAGGAUGGGUUCUAGAGUCUAGCAUCAAGCCUCAGGGCAAAGCCGCGACCAUCUUGGUCAAGAGAGGAACCCUCCGCCCAGGCGACCUGAUUGUUGCCGGCAAGACUUGGGCAAAGAUUCGUGUGCUGCGCAACGAAGCUGGUCUCGAGCUGGACUCUGCUCCUCCCGGAACACCUGUCGAGGUUCUGGGCUGGCGAGAGCUACCCACUGCUGGAGAGCAGAUUAUCCAAUCUCCUGACGAAGGAAAGGCGAAAACGGCAGUUGAAUAUCGCUUGGAAAUGGCUGAGCGCGAGCAAAGCUCCAUCCAACUCGCAGAGCAGGAACAGCGACAGCGUGAAAAGGCCGCGGCAGACGCAGCAGCAGCAGAUGCCGACGGCGCUUCAAACAUCGCUACAGAAUCAGCUGAGACUGGAAUCCUAACGCAAAACUUCACAGUCAAAGCGGAUGUUGUUGGAUCCGUGGAGGCGGUUUGCGGAACCAUCCUGGAGCUGGGCAGCCACGAGGUGCAGCCCAAGAUCCUGCGAUCCUCUGCUGGGCAGAUCACCGAGUACGACAUUGACCACGCGGCGACGUCCAACAGCAUCAUUGUCAACUUCAACAUCAACAUCCCUCCGCAUAUCAAGCAGCGAGCCGAAGAGGCCAAGGUCAAGAUUCUCGACCACAAGGUCAUCUACCACGUCGUUGACGACGUCAAGGCGGCGUUGUCUGACAUCUUGCCCAUGAAUAUCUCGUUCCGUGUCAACGGCGAGGCCGAUGUGCUGCAGGUCUUCCCGAUCAACGUCAAGAAGCGUGUGUUUAGAAACAUUGCCGGAUGCAGAGUCCGAAACGGCUCCAUCAAGAAGUCGUCUCGCGUAAAGGUUCUUCGCCGAGGCGAGGUAGUCUACGACGGCAAGAUAGACACUCUGAAGCAUGUGAAGAAGGAUGUCCAGGAAAUGGGCAAGGGAACAGAAUGCGGUAUCGGCUUGGAAGACUUUGAGGAUUUCCAGCCAGAUGACCAGAUUCAGACGUAUGAAGAGAUUAAAGAGAGGCGGAGUUUGUAA
Trichoderma breve is the source of this 2922-nucleotide messenger RNA. RefSeq names its product elongation factor tu GTP binding domain-containing protein. Gene Ontology annotation, biological process: translational initiation. The record is from RefSeq and is a predicted model, not a curated record. The transcript is spliced from 5 exons. Gene Ontology annotation, molecular function: GTPase activity; GTP binding; translation initiation factor activity. The coding region runs from base 1 to 2922 and encodes 973 amino acids. NCBI's taxonomy places the organism in Eukaryota, Fungi, Ascomycota, Sordariomycetes, Hypocreales, Hypocreaceae.